Molecule: messenger RNA, 1465 nt
Organism: Platichthys flesus (European flounder)
Lineage: Eukaryota; Metazoa; Chordata; Actinopteri; Pleuronectiformes; Pleuronectidae
Product: keratin, type II cytoskeletal 8-like
Exons: 9
Coding region: 89-1303 (404 amino acids)
Cellular component (GO): keratin filament
Source: RefSeq, a predicted model, not a curated record
CCCUGUCCGGUUUAAAAGCAGGUGCUGCGGGGAGCUGUCUGUGCCUUCACCGCUGAUUCCUCCAGCAUCUCCACCUCCAGCAUCCAGCAUGUCUCAGCCCAGAGACUACAGCAGCCAGUCCUACUCCCCGGGGAGCAAGGGCCCGGCCAAGAGCCAGCCCACCAAGAUCAACACCUCCGGGAAAUCCAGGGAGAAGGAGGACAUGGUGGGACUCAACGACAAGUUCGUCCAGCUGAUUGACAAGGUGAAGAACCUGGAGGACGAGAACAAAAAGCUGGACACGAAGCUGAAGAUCCUCCAGGAGCAGGAGGAGUACCAGGGGAAGGUGGACGACAUCGUGAAGCAGCUGGAGAUCGAGCUGGAGCAGCAGAUCGAGACCUUGCUCAGCGACCAGGACAAGCUGCAGGAUGAGCUGAUCAAGAACCAGGAGGAGGUGGAGGACACCAAGAAGAGGUAUGAGGACCAGUUGCUGAAGAAAGCUGAAUUGGAGAAUGAUUUUAUCGUCGCCAAAAAGGAUGUAGAUGAAGGUCACUUGGAGGAAGUGACUCUGGCUCUGGAGCUGGAGGACCUGAUGGGAAAACUGGACUUCCUCAGGAUUGGCUAUGAUGAGGAGAUCAAGGAGAUGGAGUCCCUCGUCCAGAACAAGACGGUGAUCCUGCCCGACAACAGCAAGCGGUCCCUUGACAUGAAGGAGAUCGUAGAGAACGUGAAGAACCAGUACGCGGCGGUGGCCAACCGCAGCAGACUGGAGGCCGAGCAAUGGAACCAGAAGAAGAUCGAGGCCAUGGUCCAAACUGCAGGACAGCGUGAGCAGGACGUUCGUGAUCUGAAGAGGGACAUCUCAGACCUGGUUCGCCUCAUCCAGAGGCUCAAUGGGGACCUGGAGGCUCUCAUGAGGAAGGAAGAGUCUCUGAGGAAGGACAUCGACGACAGGCGUGACGAGGGCGACCUCAGCCUGCGGAAGGCCCGGGAGGACAUCGCCCAGCUGGAGGAGGCCCUGAGGCGGGCCAAGCAGGACCUGGCCGGGCAGAUCCGCGAGCACCAGGAGCUGAUGAACCUGAAGCUGGCGCUGGACAUCGAGAUCGCCACGUACCGCAAGCUGCUGGAGGGCGAGGAGGAGAGAAUGAACGGCAUGAUGCGCCACAACGACGCUCACCUGCCCGAGAAGCCGCGGGCCCCCCAACCCACCGCCACCCCGCUGGCGGACCCCGCCUCCAGGAAGUGCCUGCUGAUCCGGGUGGAGGUGGAGUCGGGUCGGGUCAUUACACCGAGGAUUAAGCGAGGCGGUCCGGAUAUCCGCUAAAAUGUGAAUUAAAACGUGGUUUGAUCAAUGAAACACUGUCAACCGCAGCUUCUUCGGGGGGGUUACACAGAAUUUGUGCUUUGACUUGGAAACUUUUAUGUGAGUGCUGAGUUUUUCAGCUCUUCUUAUCGUGUGGGGCUCUUUGGUGGAAUCUAUGUAUUU